Oldenlandia corymbosa var. corymbosa is the source of this 786-nucleotide messenger RNA. The record is from the annotation of a GenBank genome assembly. NCBI's taxonomy places the organism in Eukaryota, Viridiplantae, Streptophyta, Magnoliopsida, Gentianales, Rubiaceae.
AUGUCCCGAGCUAACUCAAUCCCCAAGACCAAGGGAAGCAGUUUUCAAACAGCGCUAUCAAAUCCAGAACUGAGUUCUUUUGCUGCCGGCGGUGGUUUUAGGCAGUAUGCAACUGCAUCUGUGAGUGGAGACAAGUACUAUGGAGCAAAGGCACUCAUCAACUUAUGGGCACCAAGUGUUCGACCUAAUGAAGUCAGUUCAUCGCAACUUUGGGUUGUUGGAGGUUCUGAUUCAGAUACCAACGUGAUCCUUGCAGGUUGGCAUGGUGACAAUUAUGAGUCGACAGGAUGCUAUAACUUGCAAUGUCAAGGAUUUGUGCAGACUAGCAACAAAUUUGCGUUAGGAGCACCCUUUCCCGAACUCUCAAACAUCGAUGGUUUGCAAGUUGAAUUUUCCGUGACCAUCUUUAAGGGUCAAGCUGGUUGGUUUCUGCAAUUGAAUGAAUUCAUACUAGGUUAUUGGCCAUUUUCAUUAUUUUCAAGCCUUAACAAUAAUCCAGCAUCUUCUAUUCAAUGGGGAGGAAUGGUUUUCAACUCACAAAUUGAUGGAAAAGAAAGCACAACUACUCAAAUGGGCAGUGGCCAGUUUCCAGACGAAGGGAUAAGGAGAGCAAGUUACAUGAGGCAGCUUCAAAUAGUUGAUGAGAACUUUAUUUUAAGAGGUCUUGACUCUCCCACUGCCUUGGCUUCCCAACCAAAUUGCUACAAUAUAGAAUUGGCAAAUGACCUCAAUUGGGGAGACUACAUUCUAUUUGGAGGUCCGGGAAGAAACCCUAACUGCCCAUGA